Messenger RNA from Eruca vesicaria subsp. sativa (arugula), 210 nucleotides. The record is from the annotation of a GenBank genome assembly. NCBI's taxonomy places the organism in Eukaryota, Viridiplantae, Streptophyta, Magnoliopsida, Brassicales, Brassicaceae.
AUGAAAGUGAGGGUUGAUGAUGAUGGACAUCCCGCGGAUGAAUUUUUGGAAGAGGGAGUCAAACCCACAAACGCAGAAGAUGACCAUAACUUUAAUAAGACUAUGCCAAGACUCGAAGCAAAAUGUGAAAUAAAACAUGCAAAAGUAAGAAGACUAGUUGUGUCUUCUGUUGGGAAAGUCCAGCAAUGCAUUGAACAUCAAGGAAGAUAA